Molecule: messenger RNA, 1230 nt
Organism: Phytophthora nicotianae INRA-310
Lineage: Eukaryota; Oomycota; Peronosporomycetes; Peronosporales; Peronosporaceae
Exons: 1
Coding region: 1-1230 (409 amino acids)
Source: RefSeq, a predicted model, not a curated record
AUGAAAGCUGCUACUGCCGAGUUGAAUAAAGCACCGACAACGAGCAGCUUCGUGAAGACAGAAAUACCAGACGAAGACGUAGCGAGCGCUGGCGUCGCUGCUUCUGAAGAGCUCGCAGCAUCAGUGAUUAGUUCCUGUUAUCCUACAAACAUCAAUACAAACGGUAGCGUCGACAGUGAGCGGACUCAGCGUAAGAGUCGAAGAGAGAAGGAGGCCAUUCGGAAGCGAAUUUACCACCAGAAGAUCAAGGACGAACGGAAUAAUUUGCGGCAAACCGUUCAGGACUUGACACUGAAGCUGGAAGAACUAAAACAAGGCAAACAAUCUACGAACCUUGGGUUCCUCGACUCCGUUUGGAGAGACUUAGCCUUAGAAGAACGUGACAAGCUACUACGAUCCGAAGUCGAACAACGACAGCUCUUAGCCGCAGCGGAGGCGAAAGCAGUUUGCAUAAAGGAGCUCUGCAAACACGUGCCAGCUACAGUGACCAAGGGUAUUUCUUCUCCUACGACGGUCGAUUGCAACGUCUCUAGUCCAGCCGAUCUCCCGACAAUCCCUCCAUUUGACUAUACCAUGUUUCGUGGCCACCUUCGAAGAGUUCAUGAAGCUUACGCUCUAACGGAUAGCGUACUAGACGCGAAAUCAAUGGCUGAUGGAGUCAUCAUGUCAAGUAAACGCCGCGAGAUUGACAACGAAGUUGAAUACUUUGAACUCCGCCAGAAAUACUCCGAGCCGUUUAGCUAUGCCCACACUCAACGAACAAUGUGGGAAUUGGGGAAAAUGCAUCAUCGACAACAAGAUAGACAUGAUUUCAGACGAGUAGCAAGGUCAGAUGACCUGUAUGUGGUCAGGUACCGUGUGACCCAAACUCUAGCGACUGGCUCAACAGUAUCGAUGCUGAAGCGAUAUGUUGCUCAACGUUUUGUGGAGGAGAAUCGUACAGUGUUCGUCUGGAAAACACACACACAGGGGGAAGGAGUUUUUCAAGGAAUGCACUCGGACGAGACAGGGUGGAUCUGUGUUCAACCUGCGACUGAUGCAGAUGUUACCGAAGUUUUAGUUUGUGGUCGUCAAGCCCCCAUGAGGUUUGGAAUCUCGACUUCCACGGAUGUACAGGUUGAGGAGUUCCAUCAAAUGCUGCAAAGCUGUAUCCAUGAGGAUAUGGUUGAGAUAACAAGCGGGUUGGACAAGUUGUUGCUGGAAGACACACUUGCUGGCAAAGGCAUUUGA